This is a messenger RNA of Morchella importuna, 273 nucleotides long. RefSeq lists its product as uncharacterized. Lineage: Eukaryota; Fungi; Ascomycota; Pezizomycetes; Pezizales; Morchellaceae. The transcript has 2 exons. Bases 1 to 273 code for a protein of 90 amino acids. The record is from RefSeq and is a predicted model, not a curated record.
AUGCAACUUGAUCCUGAAGCACACCGCACCCGGCAGAGCAGUCAGGACUAUCUGGGGGCAAUUGAGAAUGUCCCCCCGGCAGCUGUUCCUCCCGUUCGGCCGGUGGAGGUACAAAUUACCGAUUCAGAGGAGCUCGAAGGCGCGGGUGCUAACCUGGGUGGUGCGGAAUCCCCCCUGUUGAACCCGGCUUUCCCUCACGUUGAGGAAGAUGAUUAUAGCAUGAUCGAUAUUCCUGCAGAGGAUUCGGAUUACGAGGAGGGAAAGCACGGAUAA